Lingula anatina is the source of this 3054-nucleotide messenger RNA. RefSeq lists its product as uncharacterized. The record is from RefSeq and is a predicted model, not a curated record. Lineage: Eukaryota; Metazoa; Brachiopoda; Lingulata; Lingulida; Lingulidae.
CAACACUUAAAUAAAGAAGUAUUUUUUAAAGACGAAAAAAAAAUGUUUUUUAGCACUUCAUCCGGUAUUAAUGAUGACUCAGAAAGCAUCAACUUCUUAUAUGCAAGAAAGCCCUUUAUCUCUUCAUUCCCUGCUUGGAUCUUUAGGAAUUUCACAUGGGAUUGAGUGUUAGAUUAGUCUGGUUUGGCAGAUGCUGUUCUUUGAUUGGUCAGUUGGGUGAUGUUGUUAUUGUAAAUAGCAGCAUUGACCUUGUUGUGUUAGCGAGUGCUGUAAAGGUCAUCACCUGCGUGCAUGUGAUCAGAACAUGCUCGAGCUGCAAUAACAGUAUUUUAUUAGUCAAGUGGUGGCUUGGAUUUAAAAGACACCACUGAAUAAACUCACCCUGUGAUGAUAUUGUUACUGUUUAUGAAUUGAUUAACUGAGUGCACAUGCCCUGAAGUAUGCUAUCCAUGUGUUUAUUCAGCUCUGUGUUGUAGAGGCCAGGAACAUGGAUAUGCUUGUUCAUUCACCAAAGGAAUUAGUAGAGAUAAAAGAAGAAGGCUGAAUAAACUUGGUGAUAAACAGAGUUUGCAAUGACAUUGUUACUGUUUGCAUUAAUUAAGUAAAUGCACUGGGCACUCUUUCUGCUGAUCUCAAAUAUAAACACUUACAAAGGACCAUGUCAUUUCGGUCCAUGCUAGUUUCCCAGUCUCCUGUAUCAGAAGAGUUUGGACAUCCAAAGAGCCCAGUGUAUGUCUGCAGGGAUUGCGACUUCUCAGCAGCUAACCCGUCUGACGUGCUGAGUCACAUAUCAGGAGUCCAAGCACACCAGGCUAACUCUUCCAAUGACUGCAUUUAUUUUGGCCAUGGCAUAGCAAUAAAUAAGGAAUGCCCAGUUAAAAGUGAAUCUCCAGUCACUGAAGAGCCUGAUUACGAAUGUAGCAAUGCCACCAAUGAACUGAAAGAAGCUGAAGGUGCUGUCACCAGUGUGUCAUGUCAAGUAACAGCCGUGUCAUGUCAGACAGACUUGUCACUUGGCCUGGCUGAUUUCAGCUUCCUGACAGAGGCAGAGUCUUCUAUGGUGCUUGCUCAGUUACAGUGCUUACAAACCUCCUGGAAGUCCUUACAGAGCACAUGGGUGAAACACAUGGGCAUGGUGAACACAAACAACCAGGAAGAGAAAAAUAACAGCAAUAUGUCCCCCAGCUCAGGUUCAGAAGAUCAGCCAGAAUUUAGGUCAAGGUCAGAAGGUCACAGUGAUGCCAAUGUCAAGGUUAAAGUAGAAGAUGGAGAAAAAAGAGGGGUGCUGGACAAUAUAAUCAUGCAGAAAUUAUCCAGGGGGACUGACAGCAGCAGUGACUCCCCUGCGUCCCCUGCGUUGAGUGACCAGCCCAAGAGUUCCAGGAGUCGUAAAGGAAUUCCUUGUAAGAUCCGUAGAGUUGCAGAAGAUGAAGAUGUAGAGCAAGGUGGAGGUGAAGCUAGAGAGAUGGAGGAAGUGCCAUCUGGACAUGAGGGUGCUGGCGAAGGUGAAGAUGAUAUGACACAGUCUCACCAUGGUGCCAAUAGCAAGACUGAUACUGCCAUUGAUAAUGAAGAAAACAAAACUGAAGUGCCUAACACACAAGAUCCUUCCAAGUCUAAUUACUUUGCUGCAGCGGCCAUGCCACAGUUUCCAGGGCUUCCAGCUCAGGGUCAUGGUGGCCGCCUUCCCAAUACAGAUGUAGAGGUCAGCACUGCAUGGCCUGUGGCUCCGUGGCUCUCUGGUUUAACACAUGGGCGACAGCAGAGUUUUGGGUGGAACAUGCCAAAUUUUCCUGCAGGUGUUCCUCAAUUUGCCAUGGGCUUCCCAACCAGUCCACCACUUGCGUCAAAAAGAGAAGAAUCCCCUUCUUUGUGGAAUGCACCUCGUGUUAGAAGAGACCUGCCCACAGCUUCAGAUUCUUCUAGUAUGCGAGUAAAGAUUGGAGACCAACAAGGUUCUUCUGGCAGUGGACAAAGCCCUGGUCAGCCUGGACAAGCCCAGGUGCAAAAGGGGAACCAGGACCCUAAAGCUGUGCCAACAAAAAAGGAGCCUCUAAAAUGCAGAUUCUGCAAUUUCACGUGUAACAACAGGUAUUCCCUGAAACGCCAUGAGCGCAGACAUGGAAACGAAGACGACAAGUUUACCUGUCAGUACUGUAGGAAAUCGUUCAACGAGAGAACACGGCUCACUGAGCACAUUAACUUUAAGCACGAGAACAAGCAGAAAGUUUGUGAGGUGUGUGGCAAGUCAUUCAGUAGCAUGUCUGGAUACAGGGCUCAUCAAAAGAUCAAGCAUACUGAUAAAGGUACCAAAAAGUGUGAACUCUGUCAGCUAUCAUUUCUCGAUAAUUGGCAUUAUGAGGGGCACAUGAACAAGCAUUAUAAACUGAAACCUUACCAGUGCGAAGAGUGCCACAAAACUUUUUCGCACAGAAUAAGUUACCAGAGACACAGAAGAUCGUGUGCCAGUGAGAGGAAGUCCCACACAUGUACCAUCUGCCAUAAGGAGUUUGCACACAAAUUUAACCUUGAUGAACAUUACGCAGGAAAGCAUGACCGUAGGCAGAUAUGUUGCAAAGAUUGCGGUAGGAUCUUCUCCUGGAAGACUUCGUACCUGAGACAUGUUAGGACCAUGCAUCCCAGUUCAGUGCCAUGAUGACAUAAAGUGUAUUCUAAUAACUAUUGAACUUACAUGGUUCAUAAUUUUUGAAUGAUUUUUAAUUUUUUAUAUCUUUUCUAAAUUAUGAAAAAGAAAAGACUACCAUCUAAAUUAUGAAAAAGAAAAAAAUACCAACACCUAAAGCACUCUAGACUUCAAAAUUCUGAAAUAACUGCAAGAAGUAAAUUGAUAUGGAAGUACAGUCCAGGGUUUUGGUCCAAAACAAAAGAUGAAAUGCAACAACACUUAAAUCACUUACACUUAAACAUACUGGUUAGUAACAUAGAAUCAGAGGCCUUCUUUAGGAAGGUCAUAAAAGUUUCUGUUACUUACAAGGGAAGGGGCAUUUUGGCAUAUACAAGAUUACUAGAAGGGUUUAUUUCCACUUCACCCAA